Messenger RNA from Lotus japonicus, 1257 nucleotides. RefSeq names its product pentatricopeptide repeat-containing protein At4g25270, chloroplastic-like. Gene Ontology annotation, molecular function: protein binding; RNA binding. NCBI's taxonomy places the organism in Eukaryota, Viridiplantae, Streptophyta, Magnoliopsida, Fabales, Fabaceae. Gene Ontology annotation, biological process: RNA modification. The transcript is spliced from 2 exons. The coding region runs from base 312 to 1043 and encodes 243 amino acids. The record is from RefSeq and is a predicted model, not a curated record.
CCCAUUUCCACCAACAUUCAUAGUGAAAAAAGAAAGAAAGAAAAGAGAGGGAAAUGACAAAUGUGAUUGGUGAUGUGAUGAAAAAAAAGAAGAGACACCUAAAAUUACUAUUUACAAUUUUUUAGAUAAGUUUUUCAUUUUUAAUCAAAUUGGAUAAAUACCUCCCAUGGUUAACCACAAAAAAAUAAGGGAAUGAGAUUAUCCUUCCUUCCUUAUCUUUUGUCUACAUCAUAACGACCAAAUGAAUGAACCUGUCACUCCCAACUGUCUCUUCUUCAUCUUCUCCUUUUCCCUCCCAGGAUUAAACUAAGAUGGUUACAAGCAUUACCAACAUCUCUGAUGCUGGUUUUCCAUUCCUUCAUACCUCAAUUGAAAAAUCCCAAAAUUCUAAUCAGCCCCAAUCCCCCACUUUGAAAUUCACUCACUUCAAAGCAAAAGAUACACAACCACUCCAACAAAAACCAAAUGUGCAGCUCAACUUGGACCAAACACAACAAAUCCAUGGCCACUUCAUCAAAACCAGUUCUAGUUGCAGUUUUCAACUCCCUAUUCUUGCACUUGGAUACUAUUCAAGUGGUGCAGCAAUUUACAGCUUCCUCAUAACAUCUUACAUAAAAAACAACUGCCCUGAAAAUGCAGUGAAAAUCUAUACCUAUAUGCGUCGAACGGACACUGAAGUGGAUAGCUUCAUUGUCCCAUCAGUUCUCAAAGCAUGCUCUCUCAUACCUUCAUUCCAACUAGGAGAAGAGGUGCACGAUUUCGUGGUGAAAAAUGGAUUCCAUGGGGAUGUUUUUGUAUGUAACGCGUUAAUCAUGAUGUAUGGCGAGGGUGGGAGCCUGGGAUAUGCACGCCAAUUGUUUGAUAAAAUGGUUGGCAAAGAUGUUGUUUCUUGGAGUACUAUGAUUAGGAGCUAUGGUAGGAAUAGGUUGCUUGAUGAGGCAUUGGAUCUUUUGAAGGAUAUGCGUGUUGCGGGAGUAAAGCCUAGUGAAAUCGCAAUGAUAAGUAAAAGCUCCACGUCAAGGCUUCCGAAAGGGGAAAGGUAGUCGGGGAGAGAAAGAUGAUACAAUUGAUUGUGCUAGAAUGAGUUCUGAUGCCAAAGGUAUUCUCGCCAAUAUAGAGUAUAUACAAAUUAUAUCCCGUUUUCUGACGUUAAAAAAUGGACGAUGUGACCGUUAAAUGCUACAUCAGCAUCCGGAAAGGGGGAUUUGACCCUAAAUCAUUUUUCCUCUUAACUAUUUGUAUGACUUCCUUGGAACG